This is a messenger RNA of Mercenaria mercenaria, 4448 nucleotides long. Its product is annotated as sorbitol dehydrogenase-like. NCBI's taxonomy places the organism in Eukaryota, Metazoa, Mollusca, Bivalvia, Venerida, Veneridae. Gene Ontology annotation, molecular function: zinc ion binding; L-iditol 2-dehydrogenase (NAD+) activity. The transcript has 10 exons. Gene Ontology annotation, biological process: D-sorbitol catabolic process. The record is from RefSeq and is a predicted model, not a curated record. Bases 299 to 1366 code for a protein of 355 amino acids.
GUUCCAUGCAUACGGGUUAGUAAAUUUCAUGGUAGUUUUGGUUACCAAGUAGGGAAAACCGGAAGUUGAAUUACGCAUCAGUUUACGCAGGUGAUGUGUAUUGUACUGAUUGUUUCGGAUACCCGACCCCAUUUCAGGAAAACUAAUUGUUACAGAUAUAAAUAAACUUGCUGCAUCUGUCUACGCUUGUUAUAUAGUAAACAAGUGUAAUUGAAUAGUACAUUGCGUCCGUUUAUGGCCUGUGUAUUUUACAUAAAGAUUACGGGAGUCUCGCAGUGAUUUGUGGAUAUUUGAAAGAAUGGCUAAUGAAAAUUUGACAGCUGUUCUUUAUAAAAAGAAAGAUUUACAUCUGGAAAACACCGUUAUUCCCGAACCAGGAAAAGGGCAGGUUCAAGUGAGUAUACAGCAUGUCGGUAUUUGUGGUACAGAUCUCCAGAUAUAUGAACACGGAUGUUUUGGAGACUUGGAAGUCAAAGAACCAUUAGCCAUAGGACACGAAUCAGCCGGGGUGGUCAGCAAGCUAGGAGAAGGGGUAACCUCGCUUAAAGUUGGUGACAAAGUUGCUCUGGAGUCUGUAUUUGGUUGUAUGGCAUGUUCUGAUUGUAAGAAAGGAAACUACAAUCUGUGUGAAGAUGUAAAGAUAUGUGGUACACCGUCUACAUGGGGCAGCAUGACAAGAUACUUCGUACACAAUGCUGCCGAUUGUUAUAAUUGUGAUGAUUUUUGUAGACUUCCGGAUAAUGUGAGCACUGAGGAAGGUGCUUUGAUGGAACCUUUGACUGUUGCUAUCCAUUCCUGUCGCCGUGCUGGCGUGUGUCUAGGCAGUAAAGUCCUUGUUCUUGGUGACGGGCCUCUUGGUGUAAUGACCGUUCAGGCGGCAAAAGCAAGUGGCGCUACACAAGUUGGAAUAACAGGUAAACAUCAAUAUCGUCUGAACAUCGCUAAGAAGAUUGGAGCAGAUUUCGUACUGAAUGUUACAUCAAAGGAUCCAAAAGAAGUGGCUAUGAUAGUUAUUGAUGCAUUCGGUGGAAAACCUGAAAUAAGUAUUGAGAGCACUGGAGUGCAGAGUAGCAUUCAAGCGGCCAUAUUUGCAACACAUAAUGGAGAAAAUGUGACAAUAAGCGGGCUGAGAGAAAAUAAUGUUUCGAUACCAAUAGUAAAUGCGGGCUUCAGGGAAGUUGAUAUUCGUGGGGUAGCUGCGAAUGCUCACUGCUAUCCUAUUGCACGUGCUAUGGUUGCUUCAGGUCAGGUUAACCUAAAGCCUUUGCUUACCCACAUGUUUGCCUUGGAACAGGCUAACGAGGCCUUUAAAACAGCGGAGACUAAAGAAUGCAUGAAAGUGAUGAUCAAGUGUAGCAAGGAUUAAGCUGAGUGUGGCGAAAAAACAACUUUUAUUCUCUUGAACUUGAAACAUGGCGAAUGAAUCAGAAUAUAUUAAUAUGAAACAGAUAUACAUUUUAGGAUAUUUAGUAUGUGCGAGCGUUCAGUGGUUUUCUUUCAUUUAUGAUUAUUAUUAUAAUUACAUGUUAAGGAGGUAGGUUACCUUGCUACCAGGGUAACUUCAAAUUAGUUGAACCGCAGUAAUUUUUUGUAUUUCGUGUAAUUUUAUGUUUUAACUGCUACAGUCUCAAUUCCGUUUAUCUCUGUCCCUUCAAGUACAAGUUUUAUCCAGAUUUGAAGUACACGACCCUCCAAAGGUAAUUUAUAUUGAAAGAAGAAGAAAAAUACGGAUAUUUAACACUUUUCAGUGUAUUUUGGUUUCAUUACUAUCCGUAGAAGUCUGCAUAAUUGAUAAUUUUACUAGUAUGCGCGUUAGCUGUCUAAUAUAAGCUUAAAAUGUAUAUGUCGCAGGCUCGUGUUUCCAUGGUAACGCAUUUCUUUCAUUUUUAAACAUUAAAUGUAUGAAAACGGGUUUUUCAACGCCUUCGGUGCAUUUCUGUUAAUGAUCAGCAUGGAAUAUUUUGGGUAAUAUAAUUAGCAAAACACCAAGCACUGUACAUGGUAUCCUAUUUUUCUUAAAUUUUAAAGUAACCAUGGCAACAUGAUGUUUAAAAUAGCUUAUUUCUUGCUUUUUUAUCGUAAUUUCUUUAAAAAAAUUAAAAAAAUUAUCUGUCUUGUUAAUGUAGCUUUACAACAUCUUAUUUCUAACGUAAGUAAUAUUUUCCUGUUAUUUGCAUUUACUUAAACAAAUUUCACAACUUAAACUACUUACUGCAGUAUCCCUCGUCUGACAUUUUUAUGGAAAAAUCGUUCUGCAUGCUGCUAUUAUUCUCAUGGAUAUUGUUGAAACGCAUAUAAAAAGCCGUAGCUAUGUUCCUUAAAUAGACUAGUGUCAACGCUUUUGAAUUUUAUAUUUAGAUAGAAAAGUCACGGGCUUCGUUUCCAGGGUAACAUCAAUUCAAGAAACCACAAUUUUCUACUGAAAUUUGAACAAAUUUUAUAGCUUAGUUUUAGUAUAUAAGUAACAAAUUAUCAAGGGAAACUGGAAAAUAGGUAUUACAAAUCAAACUGCCCAAUUUUUAUUUGAAAAUGGCUGUAAUAAGUAACCUUUCACCCACCUAUAUUCCCAACAACAUCAGUUACCAUCAUCCAUUUUCUUACAUUCCGCAUAACAUUUCGGUAUAACUACAUAAAAGAGUCAAAAUAUUGAUCAAUAUUUAGAGCGAAAUACUCAUAAAAAUAUUUUAGCAAAUAAUGGCUGUUUAAAAAUAGUUCAAAUAAAGAAAAUGCACAGAAUUACGUACUUUCAAAAUAUAAGCUAUUAAUUUUGCGCGGUAAUUGACACGUAACGUCAUGACGUCAAUGACGUCAUUUUAAGGCCACAAUGUUUUGAAGCGUUUCUGCGGCAAUUUAUUCAUUAUUUCUCCAUUAUUAAACUAGUAAGCAUUAGAUGGGAAGCAGAUUCAUGAUAUUAAUUUUCAGAAGAAUGGAUAUACAAACACACUUAGUUUGUCGUAAACGUCGUCGUAAAACGUCACGUUAGCUUCCGGUUGGACAUGCGCACAUACAAAUAUUAAGAUAACCUACCUUCUUAAAGUCAGUAACCUGUAUGACCCUGUAUACUAGGGUUAUCAUUAUAAUCUCAGAAUGCAGGCUUUAUUACUCGUUUCUGUAAGAUGAAAGCAAAUCUAAUAAUAGUUUUAUUACAUGCUUAUCUGUUAUCAAUACAUAUUAAUAUUAUAUGAAGCUUAAUGUUAUGAAUUUAUUCAAUAUUCAGAAUAAAAUUGACAAUAUUGGUGUAAUUUAAUUAAAUUUUGUUUAAUUUUGUAUGUAAAAUAACUUUUAGAUCAUUAUUGCUGUGGAAUAUUUAAUAAAGAUGAGCAUUGCGAAACAUAUCUAUGUAUCUAUAAGGAGUAUUUAAUAACUUGCCAACUUCUCGUAAUUAUUCACAUAAUGGACAGGCUAUUUGAUAAUAAGCAUUUAUUUUUCAUCUCAUCAAAAUCGCAAUAACAUGCAGUUUUUACUCUCAUAACUUACCUGCAUAUGUUUUACAACUGAUUUGCUAACGCCUCUUUGUCUUUGAUUAACAUAUUUCUAAUGGAGAAGAAUUCCUAUAAGUUUUUGUAAGCUUGUUUUCUAAUCAUUUCAUGUACAUUUCAUUCAUAUUGUCAUAUAUGCAGUUUCCGAAAUAAAUACUGUUUAAACCAAUAUUGGCAAAAAUAAAUAAUUAAACGCAACAACACACAUUCCAAUAUGACUAACACGAUAUUAUGCUGACGUCACUUUGACGUAAUAUUUAGGCUAAAUUAGCGCCAAGCAUCGAGAAAUAGCGCUUCAAAUUUGAUCAGAUUUUAUUUAAAACAUGUUUAAAACGAAAUGUCACAUAGCAAACUUUUAAAAAUUAAUUUACACACAAACUGAGUUGGUUAUUCGUUGUGCAGAAUUAUGCUCUAAUGGAACUAUUCCUCAAGACGUACUAUCAUUUCCGGUCCAGACGUGUAUAAAGAAAAGGAGCGUGACAAUCUACCAUUUGGCGCCAAACUUGCGCGAAGAAACAGUUCUAUCAUAUUUUAUCUAAAUUUUACAAUAAACGAAAUAAUUUAUAGCAAAACCGAGUUUGAACACUAUUUAUACACUCCGGCAAUUAUGUGUCGUACAAAAUAAUUUUCACUCGGGCUAGGCUGUCCUGAAAUUACUACGCUUGACGUAUAACCUUCUUUAGUGUAUGAAAAGUGUUAAAACACGGUUUUGCCUCAAAAUAUAUCUUACAUAAAGUGACGUCACGCAACUGAUAUGAAUUUCGACCAGCAUGGAUCCAGACCAGACUGCGCAGCUGGAUCCAUGCUGGUCGCAAAUGCACUAUGUUGGUUUUCUCAUGGUGCGGCUCAAUUAUAUUUUUCUUCUUUUACAUUACAUUUGUCGUUGUGCAUUCACAUAUCAAUAUAUAUGUAUACCAGUGCUUUGUACCUUGACAUACAAGGAGGAAAAUAAAAUUUCGGUAACAGGAA